Molecule: messenger RNA, 888 nt
Organism: Aspergillus bombycis
Lineage: Eukaryota; Fungi; Ascomycota; Eurotiomycetes; Eurotiales; Aspergillaceae
Product: RTA1 domain-containing protein
Exons: 3
Coding region: 1-888 (295 amino acids)
Cellular component (GO): membrane
Source: RefSeq, a predicted model, not a curated record
AUGAGUGGUAACGACGAUGGCGGGAUCGACUUUAAACUGUACCGCUAUACACCAUCUCUCGUCGCAGCGGUAAUCUUCAUUGUUCUGUUCACCCUAACAACGGCCUAUCAUCUCUGGCAAACUGUUCGCCCGAAAUGCUGGUACUUUCUAGUCUUUGUGACUGGCGGAAUUUUCCAGAUAAUAGGAUAUAUCUGUCGUGCACUGGCGCAUUCCAACAAGGAGUCCGUACCAAUUUAUGCUGUGGGGACUAUUCUGAUUCUUCUUGCGCCCCCUCUUUACGCUGCCUCUAUAUACAUGACACUGGGCCGCCUCAUCAGAUAUCUCGAUGCAGAGAAUUUAAGUCCGGUAUCUACCAAAUGGCUCACGACAAUCUUCGUCACGGGUGAUGUGAUCGCAUUCCUCGCACAAGGAACAGGCGGCGGAAUCAUGGCAAGCGGCACCGUCAGUGCGAUGAACACGGGUGAGAACGUCACCAUCGCAGGGUUAUGCGUGCAACUGGUGUUUUUCAGCGUCUUCAUCAUUGUGGCGACCAUCUUUCAUUACCGCAUUCGCAGGAAUCCGACGUCCAGAUCUGUUGGAACUUCCAUCUUCCCUCGCAAUUGGCGCGACGCUACCUGGGAGACUGUUAUGUUGGGGUUAUACAGCGCCAGCAUUCUGAUCCUCAUUCGGUCGAUCUUCCGCUUGAUCGAGUAUGCGCAGGGCAAUGAUGGGUACCUGAUUAGCCAUGAGGUAUUCAUGUAUGUGUUCGAUGCGGCGCUGAUGUUCAUCACUAUGGUGGGGAUGAGUUUGUUCCAUCCUUCGAAGGUUUUGAGUCCGUUGGCGAAGACGGAGGCGUCUUUAGACCGGUCCUAUACGAUGACCACUGAGCUACGCGAUGAGCCUGUAUGA